Molecule: messenger RNA, 5416 nt
Organism: Ahaetulla prasina
Lineage: Eukaryota; Metazoa; Chordata; Lepidosauria; Squamata; Colubridae
Product: transmembrane protein 204-like
Exons: 22
Coding region: 98-2884 (928 amino acids)
Biological process (GO): telomere maintenance via telomerase; protein stabilization
Cellular component (GO): cytosol
Molecular function (GO): Hsp90 protein binding; telomeric repeat DNA binding
Source: RefSeq, a predicted model, not a curated record
GAGAAAUCCUAGAGCGCCCUCUGUUUUCUUCCGGAGCCGCGUUCGCAGAACUCGGGUCGGCGUCGUUUAAGGGGGCUCAAAAAAGCAGCCAAGAGAAAUGGAUCCUGAUUUGCACGACGUUCGUCUUACAGUUAAAGAAGCAAUUAGCACCCUAUAUUCUUCCAGAGAUAGUGCCCAGAUCCAGAAGACUUUGUGGACAAUCAGGAGGUAUCUUGAUCAAUCUGAAAAUCCACCCUCCAUAAAAGAGAAGGAAGAAUUUACCCGCAGUCAUUUUACUGCCUUUGUUCAGUGUCUGCUCAGCAACCUGAGUCCUGAUUGGCCAGAGCAAUUUCCGUCAGAGGAAGCCAAAGAAUUGUGGGCUAGCUUCUUCAUUGAUGGACCAGCAGAUCAAUCUUUUAUGGUUCUACUAGAUGCUAUAAUUUCUGCAGAGUCAAGUUUUCGUCUAAAUAAAGCAGUUGAUACCCUAGAGCAGUUCUUGCAGCAGUCCAGACUCUCUGCUUUAAUAUGGGAAAUCUGCAAGCAACACACGGAAACUGGUUCCCCUGUUCUGCGCGAAAUGAUUCUCAGCAAAGUUGUAUGUUUACCUGAUCACUUAGGGAACAAACUCCAGGGAGGCAACCGACCCGUUUUCUACCCUCAAAAUUAUUUUCCAUUGCUUGGCAUGGAAAUUGUCCAGGUGAUGGAAAGAAUUUCUGGCUCGCUACGAGAUGGCUUGGAUUGUUCGAUCUCCUUUGUAUCCCAGGUGUUAGGAAAAGUCUGUGUGCAUGGAAGACAGAGAGAAAUCUUGGACGUCUUGGUGCCUCACCUAACCAGUCGCACUCAGUCCGAUUGUAUCUGGCAGAGAAUCUGCUGGCGACUGUUUGAGAGCGUGCCCGAUCGCUGGAUGGAAGCAGUGGUCUGUGGCUUGGUCCAGGCAGUCCCAGGGCCCGUCAUGUUGUCACGAUUGCUGGGGAAUUUGGUGGUUAAAAACAAGAAGGCCCAGUUUGUGAUCACGCAAAAAUUGUUGCUGCUUCAGUACAGCUUUCCGACCAAGGUGCUGCAGACUCUCCUUGGCUACCUUGCCCUGGACCCCACACGCCGUUCCUUACUGACCAAAGUUCUGAGAGAGCUGCUGGAGACGUGGAGUAGCAGCAGUGCCAUGAAACACUCCCCAACUGAGCAGCAACUGUACAUCAGCAAGGCCAUCCUCCUUUGUCUGUCUCACCUGAAAGAAGACGACCUCUCGACCAGCCGACAAGAGCUCCUUAACAUCCUGAUGGAGGGAAUGAAAUGCCACCUGGACAGUAAUUUGCCCCGGAUCCGGCGGAUGGGUAUGGUCGUAGCAGAAGGUGUCAGCUCUAAGAUAACACCAGAAGGGCCCGCUUUGGUGUUUCAGUAUGAAGAAGACGAUGAGAUUAAGGAACUGAAAUCCUUGCUAACCCAAAGACUGGAAGAGACGUCAGACUCCGAGCCCCCAGACCCUGGGGAGAGCACACCCAACGUGACCUCCAGCGUGGUUCUACAUUCCAGUGUGAGACCACCAGACCUGGAUGCCUCUGAAGACCCCGAAAAGGGAGUCGAUUCAGAGCUUGAUAGCGAUGACGACCUCGUCCCUUAUGACAUGUCGCAGGAUAAAGAGCUGAAGACAACCAGAGCCCCCACCUACAUCAGGGACUGUUUUGAAAUUUUGACGGGAUCGGAAAAUGCCGAAAAAUACGAAGCCGCUUUGGGCGUCCUGGAAACGCUAAUCCGGAGGGACACAGCCACCGCUCAAGAGAUGAGCGUGGAACUGGCCAAAGUCUUGCUCCACUUGGAAGAGAAGAGCUACAUUGAAGGGUUUGCGGGGCUUCGGCAAGGUGCCUUGGUGGCUCUUACUAUCGCAGACCCCAUCCGGGUGGCCAAAUAUCUAACUUCAGAAUUCUACUCCCUGAAUUACAGUCUGCGUCAACGGAUGGACAUCCUGGAUGUGUUGGCCGUGUCUGCCCAGGAACUGUCUCGGCCAGCUUCAUCUCCCUCGAAACCAAAUACCAGUCACCCCAGUAUCCAAAUCAUCUCUCAGAACUCUUCUUCUCCAGACUGGAAGAAAGUGGUGGAUGAGAGGAUCAGAAGCAAGACCCGAAGGUUUGCAAAGGGCCGGUCCCAAGCAGAACAUUUGGGCACGCCUAACCAGUUUGCUCCAAUCGCUGGUCAUUUCUUCUUCCCGCUUCUUCGGAACUUUGACAGGCCUCUGACCACCUUUGACCUUUUGGGGGAUGAUCACCUGGUCCUUGGACGACUAGUGCACACAUUGGCGAUUCUCAUGUACUUCGCUGUCCAUGCCGCGGUAACGCCUGCAAUGGGAAAGGCAUUGCUGGAGUUUGUUUGGGCUCUGCGUUUCCACACUGACACAUAUGUACGGCAUGGCCUUCUGUCUUCGGUCUCCUCCAUACUCCUCAGUGUACCUGCUGAGUACCUUCUGGAUGACAUGACAGAGGAAGUUCUAGAGACUCAAGCGUGGCUGGCAGUGCAAUUCGAUAUGAUGCGUGCCUGCAAUUUGAUUGCCACCGUCGCCUUGACAGCCGGCCAGCUCCUCUUCGUGCUGGGAUUGGUAGAACUGCCCAUCAUUUCCCAGGAUACCCAAUGGUGGGAAGAAGCCAUCGCUGCCGUCUUCCAGCUUGCCAGUUUUGUUCUGGUCAUCGGCCUGGUGACUUUCUACCGUAUUGGACCCUACACCAGCCUGUCCUGGUCUUGCUAUCUGAACAUUGGGGCAUGUCUCUUGGCCACAUUGGCGGCAGCCAUCCUUAUAUGGAACAUCCUUCAUCGGCGAGAGGACUGCAUGGCCCCCAGAGUCAUCGUGAUCAGCCGCACGCUGACUGCUCGCUUUCGGCGAGGGCUGGAGAAUGACUAUGUGGAGUCCCCGUGCUGAGAAUAUGGAGACGGAAUGAGGGAGAUACAACCACACAGGCAGAUUUAAAAGAAAAACAAAAAAACCACCAAAAACUGACUGCUUUCUUAGACAGAGACGAUGUAAUUUAAAACCACAAAUUUCACUCUCCACUUAGAGAAGUCCGUCGUUACUGGGAGUCCUCAACUUAUGAUCACAACUGAGCCCCAAAUUUCUGUGGUUAAGGGAGAUGUGGGCUAAGGGAGCUGUGCCCCGUUUUACGACAGUUGUUUAAAGUCGGUUACUCGGUUGUAGAAGUGAAUCCGGCUUCCCCCCUUCGACUUUGGCUUGUCGCAAAAGGGGUUCCCGUGACCUUCGAACAAAAGCAAUGGUCAUACAUUCGAACCGGUUGCCGAGCCUCUGAAUUUUGAUUAUGGGAUCAUGGGGGACGCUGCAAAGGUUGUGAGGGUGAAAAAAACGGCCCGAAGUUAACACAUUUUUCACUUUGAACGGUCAAAAAAAAUAGAACGGUUACAAGUUGAGGACUAGCUGUAUUACUUAGACACGCCAUGUUCGUCUGUAGCUGUCUGUCUGUCUGUCUGUCUAACUCAGAGGUCUUCAAAGUUGGCAGCUUUAAGACUUGUGGACUUCAACUCCCAGAAUUCUCCAGCCACAAGUCUUAAAGCUGCCAACUUUGAAGACCUCUGGUCUAACUCGCUACAUUAUGCAAUGCUUUUCUUGAUCCCAAUGUACAGUGUAAGAUAUUAACAGCUCAACCAUCUUGAUGGAUUUUUAGCCAAAAAAAAGAAGAAGAAGAAGAAGAGUGUGGAGCUAUAUUCUGAUGGAUUUUGUGAGAAUCUGGCAACGGGAAAAGGCAACCCCUUCUUUCAAAUUUAAAUGUUCCUUCAUUGGAACCAGCUGUAAGAGUGGUCUGAAAGAAGAAAUGACAGCUGUUCUCUCUUUUUGUCCAUUUGGUGCAAUUGGGAGUUUUUUUAAAUAUAUAAUUUAAAGAGAAUAAAUUAUGCAAAUCGAUUAUUUAGCGUAUGGCACAUUGUACAUGGAGUAGCUAUGUACAAACACACACACACACACAUAUAUAGUAAAGGUUCCCCUCGCACAUAUGUGCUAGUCGUUCCCGACUCUAGGCGGCGGUGCUCAUAUCUGUUUCAAAGCCGAAAAGCCAGUGCUGUCCGAAGACGUCUCCGUGGUCAUGUGGCUGGCAUGACUCAACGCCAAAGGCGCACAGAACGCUGUUCCCUUCCCAUCAAAGGUGGUUCCUAUUUUUCUACUGGCAUUUUUUAAGUGCUUUCGAACUGCUAGGUUGGCAGAAGCUGGGACAAGUAAUGGAAGCUCACCCCGUUAUGCGGCACUAGGGAUUUGAACUGCUGAACUGCCGACCUUGACAAGCUCAGCAUCUUAGCUACUGAGCCACCCUAGGAGAUAUGUGUAUAUAUAUGUGUGUGUGUGUGUGUGUGUAUAUACACACACACACACACACACACACACACACACACACACACACACACACACAUAUAUAUAUAAACAUGCAAAAUUUGAGAGGCAUCGAAUCUGGCCAGAAAAGCCAACUCUUCUUGAUGUGGAUAAUGCAGAUAUGAUGAAGGAUGGCAGCUUUAGAAUGAACCUCUUUAUCAAGAAUUAAGCAGCAUGGAAAUGUUUCUACAAAAUUGGCUUCAAAGACUAAUAAGCCUGAAAUCUUAAAUAUUCCAUGCCCUGGUAAAAAGGAAUUUCUGACAAGCCUUCCAAACAGUACAAUUAUCUCCAGUUGUCUUUAAUUUUGGAACAUUUGCAUCAAAGCGAGAAUAAUUGUUCUCUUUCCAUCAUCUUUCCAGCAUUAGCUAUUAUUUAAAUCAAAAAUUGAUGGCCGGGCAUUUUUUCAGAUUUGGUGCUUAAUUGUAGCAUAUUUUUUUUUUUUUUGGCCUGAGUGCUUGAAACCAAAGUAGAAUAGAAUAGAAUAACAGAGUUGGAAGGGACCUUGGAGGUCUUCUAGUCUAACCCCCCGCUUAGGCAGGAAACAGUGAUACAGGUAUUCCUUGAGUUAUGACCACCACAAUUGAGCUCAACGUUUCUGUUGUUCAGUGAGACAUGUGUCGAGUGAGUUUUGCUCCAUUUGAUGACCUUUCUUGCCAUGGUUGUUAAGCGAAUCAUUGCAGGUGAUAAGUUCGUAACCCGGUUUUAAGUGAACCCAGCUUCCCCCAUUGUCUUUGCUUUGUCAGGAGGUCGCAAAAGGGGAUUAUUGUGACCUUGGGACACAAUAACCGUCGUAAAUAGGAGCCAGUUGCCAAGCGCCUGAAUUUUGAUCACAUGAUCGUGGGAAAUUCUGCAAAGGCCGCAAGUGUGAAAAACGGUCAUAAGUCAUAUUUUUUCAGUGCCACUGUCACUUUGAACCCGUCACUAAACAAACGGUUGUAAGUCGAGGACUACCUGUGCUGAAAUCUAAAAUCAUCAAACCAGUGCCCCUUCAGAAAAGGCUUCAAUGAAGUGGGAAGACCAGCUUACUAAAUUUAUGGGAGGCAAGAAUUUAUUCUUUAUCGAUCGAAUGGGGGGGGGGGGAAA